AUGAAGAAACAAUAUCUGUUGUAUAUGGUUCAAAUCAAUACCAAUUUCCGUCUAGCUGAAUUGGAGUCGCUAGCAGAUCUUUUCAAUAUAGACGUUGAUUUCUCUCAAUAUAAUGCCGAUUCUCCAUUUUUCUUUGUGGAAUUGGAGAAUGAUGAUCAGGCUCGUCAAUGGAUCAAGAGAUCUGUCUUGACGAAAGCUAUAUAUGAGUACUGGGGGAAAGGUGAAACUAUCGAAGAACUGCAUGACACAAUACAACAUUUGGAAGGUUUCCAAGAAAGACAAGAACAGUUUAAACAAUCAAGUUUUAAAUUUGAGUUUGAAACUUAUCAAGGUGGUAAAAAGAAAGAUAUGGCUACAAAAGUGAAACAGAUGGAAACUUUUCAGUAUUUGAAUUUUCAAGGUAAAAUUGAUUUGAAGAACCCCGAUGAAAUAUUCACAGUAAUUGAAGAAUAUGAAUCCGUUGUAGGUAACAAGUCUGCCACUGUACCUUUAUCCUAUAUAUUUGGUCGUUAUGUUGGUAGUAGUGGCCGUAGUGCGAUGGAACGUUAUGAUUUGAAGAAGAGACCCUACAAAGGUACCACUAGUUUUGAAGCGGAAUUAUCCCUAGUGAGUGCAAACAUUGCUCAAGUGAAACCAGGAUCCUUAAUGUACGAUCCCUUUGCUGGUACAGGAUCCUUCUUAACAGCCGGUGGUCAUUUUGGUGCCCUGGUAAUGGGGUCUGAUAUUGAUGGAAGAAUGAUUCGUGGGAAAGGCGCCAACAUUGACAUCAGAAGCAAUUUUAAACAUUAUAAUGAAUUGGAUAAAUUCUUAGAUGUUAUGACUAUGGAUUUUACACAUAAUGCACUAAGGUCAAAUUUAGUCAUUGAUACAAUAUUAUGUGAUCCACCAUAUGGUAUUAGGGAAAGUAUCAAGAUAUUGGGUGCGAGAGAUCCCGAGAGAUUCGUUGGAAAGGAAAACAUAGUGAUAGAUGGUGAAAAGGCAUUCUUAAGAAAGGAUUACAUACCUACGAAGAAACCUUAUUCAUUGGAUUCAUUAUUAGAUGAUCUAUUGAGGUAUAGUGCUGAUAGAUUACCAAUCGGCGGGAGGUUAGCAUUCUGGAUGCCUACAGCGAAUGAUGAAAAUGUAGAGACAAUCAUUCCUUUACAUUCGAAUUUGGAAUUAAAGUACGAUUGUGUUCAGGAGUUUAAUAAGUGGUCCAGACGACUAUUAGUGUAUAUUAAUCGUGGGGAUACAUUUAAUGGUCCUACCAACGGUGGUGUUCAAAGAUCACCAUCUAAUUUUAGAGAAAGGUAUUUCAAUCAUUUCAAUAAAUAG
This is a messenger RNA of Maudiozyma barnettii, 1314 nucleotides long. RefSeq names its product tRNA (guanine-N2-)-methyltransferase (gene TRM11). The coding region runs from base 1 to 1314 and encodes 437 amino acids. Gene Ontology annotation, molecular function: nucleic acid binding. Gene Ontology annotation, biological process: methylation. The record is from RefSeq and is a predicted model, not a curated record. Lineage: Eukaryota; Fungi; Ascomycota; Saccharomycetes; Saccharomycetales; Saccharomycetaceae. Gene Ontology annotation, cellular component: cytoplasm. The transcript has a single exon.